Messenger RNA from Henningerozyma blattae CBS 6284, 381 nucleotides. It is a transcript of the gene AHC2, whose product is annotated as Ahc2p. The transcript has a single exon. Bases 1 to 381 code for a protein of 126 amino acids. The record is from RefSeq and is a predicted model, not a curated record. Lineage: Eukaryota; Fungi; Ascomycota; Saccharomycetes; Saccharomycetales; Saccharomycetaceae.
AUGAAUUUACCAAAUAAUAUAAAUGAGUCUAUCGAAGAGUUUCAAAAAAAUGAUAUUGAGAAUGACCUGGAUUAUAAGAUGCUGCUGCAACAAAAGCAACAACUGGAGAAAUUGAAAUCGGAUAAGCUAGAAGUAUAUAAUAGAUUAGAGCAGUUGUACAAAGAUCUGCAACAUAGUCAAAACUACAAUGAACUAUUACGAUUUAUAGAAAAGAAUGGCACAAAGUUGCAAGAUACUCUAACUUUAGAAGGCCAGCAAAAUCGUAGUCAAAGUAAGUUGUUAGAUGUUGAAAUAGAAUGGGAGAAGUAUGGUGUUAAUCUAGCUGAAUAUAUACUAGAGGAUGAAGAAUUAUUGGCCUUAUAUCAUUCUGGAUUAUUAUGA